AUGAGUUCCUACUUUGUAAAUCCUCUUUUUUCCAAGUACAAAGGCGGUGAAUCGCUGGAGCCAACUUACUACGACUGCAGAUUUCCACAAAGUGUUAGCAGGAGCCAUGCUCUCGUUUAUGGUCCGGGCACUACUGCUCCCACCUUCCAGCACCCUUCACAUCACGUCCAAGAGUUUUUCCACCACGGAACCUCCAGCAUCUCCAACUCUGGAUACCAGCAAAACCCAUGCGCCUUGGCGUGUCACGGAGACGCUUCUAAAUUCUAUGGAUAUGAAGCUCUACCGAGGCAAUCGCUUUAUGGUGCUCAGCAAGAGACGACUGUUGUACAAUAUCCUGACUGUAAAUCGUCUUCCAACAGUAACUCUAGCGAGGGACAAGGGCAUUUAAAUCAAAAUUCGUCUCCCAGUCUCAUGUUCCCAUGGAUGAGACCUCACGCUCCCGGGAGACGCAGUGGCAGACAAACUUACAGCCGGUACCAGACCCUGGAGUUAGAAAAGGAGUUCCUCUUCAACCCGUAUUUGACACGGAAGCGACGGAUUGAGGUCUCACACGCCCUGGGACUGACCGAGAGACAAGUGAAGAUCUGGUUCCAAAACAGGAGGAUGAAGUGGAAAAAAGAAAACAAUAAAGAUAAGCUGCCGGGGGCCAGGGACGAGGAGAAAACGGAAGAAGAAGGGAAUGAAGAAGAGGAAAAAGAAGAGGAGGAAAAAGAAGAAAGCAAGGACUGA
This is a messenger RNA of Merops nubicus (carmine bee-eater), 729 nucleotides long. It is a transcript of the gene HOXC8, whose product is annotated as homeobox C8. Lineage: Eukaryota; Metazoa; Chordata; Aves; Coraciiformes; Meropidae. Gene Ontology annotation, molecular function: DNA-binding transcription factor activity, RNA polymerase II-specific; RNA polymerase II transcription regulatory region sequence-specific DNA binding. The coding region runs from base 1 to 729 and encodes 242 amino acids. The record is from RefSeq and is a predicted model, not a curated record. Gene Ontology annotation, cellular component: nucleus. Gene Ontology annotation, biological process: regulation of transcription by RNA polymerase II. The transcript has 2 exons.